This is a messenger RNA of Daldinia vernicosa, 1731 nucleotides long. RefSeq lists its product as uncharacterized. The transcript is spliced from 2 exons. The record is from RefSeq and is a predicted model, not a curated record. NCBI's taxonomy places the organism in Eukaryota, Fungi, Ascomycota, Sordariomycetes, Xylariales, Hypoxylaceae. Bases 273 to 1493 code for a protein of 406 amino acids.
CUAUCAUCUCAUCACUGAUUCUAUCAUAGUAGUUGCCGUUGAAACAACCCUCGGGAUUUCACGUAAAAUUCAACCAGAGGAUGUGUAAGAAUACGGUUAUCCCAUGUAUUAUUCAACCCCAAAAGGUCUAAGACGAAUUUCUACCGAUGAUGGAAAGUCUACCGUCUAAAAACCCUGGGUCCCUCAUUCGUAUAGAGGGGCUACACUGCGCCGGUUUAGCAUUCACGAGAAUGUCUCGAGGGUCCAUCAACUAAUUAUUUGUCUGAUUAAUCAUGGCACCACCACCGGCAACCCCGACCCCGACACCACAUCGGUUCCUAGUGCCGAAGAGGUCGCAGCCUAGGAAUGAGACACCUAAGGCAUACCAGAGCGGUGGACAGCAGUUCCAUGCCACGCCGCGGUUCUCACUUUAUUCGACUCCUAGAGGACAAGGAGCAGGAGGCGAGGGUUCAUCGCUUCGCCCGUCUUCUAGUAUUCCCACGCCCGCUCCCGCUUCCGCUAGGAUCGGAGCCGGGACUUACUCUCGGCCCACUCCGCGCACUACUGAUCCUAUCAACGAUAUCUUUGAUAGCUCUCCACCUUUCCCCGAAGAGCAGCAACCGGGUGGUGGUGGUGGCGCCAAUCAUCGCGACCCCAUUGAAGUCCUCGACGUAGACGUAGAUGUAGACACAGACGUCGAUGCUGUGCCCGAGUCCUCGCCAGUGCGAGAAUUCGGCGACACCCAUGAUGACGAAAGCAGUGAAGAAGAGGAAGAUAUACCAAGCCGGUCUCCCAAACGCCGGCGCAUUUCCAUAUCCUCCUCCAAUUUCAGCAGCAAUACCCACGACUCCGCACAACAUGAGGACGAUAACGACAAUGACGGUAACUACGACUAUGAUAACAACGAAAACGAGGACACCAUCAUGCUUGAGUACCCCCCGUCUUCCCCACCCACUCACCACCCAUCAGAUUCCGAUACUCCAGAACCCUCCCUCCCUAGACCCUCUACCUCCGUCCAGCAGCCCACCUUCCAAAAAGCACCCCGGUUCAAACCCAUCGAGGCGCCGGAAGGCGGGCCCCGCUACGGCGACCCGCUCCCCGAUACCUUCUCGCCGCACCGCCGGGGUACCAAGUACAUACCCGGCGGCCUGGCGGCCUCGGUGCGCGACUGGUUCGUCGACGUAUGGGCCGGCGCUGCUGCGAAGCGCGACGGGGAGGGGGAGUGGAUUGCCCGGGUCUUGGUGGAUGGGGUACAAGGGUCGGCGGGUAUGACGCUAGUUACCGGACGGUAUGUGGCGCGGGAGGAGGACGGCGAGCCGAGUGCGGCUGAUGAUGAGAAGGGUGCGAGAAGUGCGAGGGUUGUGCUUGCGGGGAGCCAGAAGCUGGUGGGACUGGAAAGGGGGCUGGAGGUGCGUCCUGGCUCGGUGGUGGGCGUGGGAAGACCGAGUUGGGAGGCUGUGGUCCCGGGACAGGGGCGCUGGGGUGUGGUUUGCGAGUGGGCUGUUUUGAGGUGAGGUGAGGUUUUGAGGACUUAGAUUAGGGCGUGGUUUAUGUGCUGGGGUUGGAAUUUUCUGUGAAUAUGAUCUAAUACUAUUGAAUCCGGUAAAGUGCUAUUUCAUGGUGGUUGUCCUAUGGUGGUGGUGGGAUGUUAUAUUAUAGCUACUAAAUCUACGAUGUAAUCACAACAUAUAAUGAAUAGAUAUCUAGGUAGGCAUAUUCCAUCCCAUAAACUGUAAAAGAAGCUAGUUAGAA